AUGGCGGAACGAAGAGCGGAGUGGCUGUUUGUACAUGGCAAAAGAGAUGGCAAGUCUAGGCAGCCUGCAACUCCUCGCCAUUUCAAGCGUCGGUUCUUGACAGCUGGCGUCUCCAAAUCUUUGGCGGCAGCUGAAGCCGAUGCUAAGUCUUUCCAAGUUCUCAAUCAGUAUGCUCAUAAUGCCGGUCGCGUCACGGUUUUCCGGAAGGACCUGAGGUUGUUCAAGGCUCGGAUGCAGAACCCUUCUUCGAGGGCACCCAUGAGUGAUUCCACUUGCCAUCAGGGCGUUUAG
Molecule: messenger RNA, 291 nt
Organism: Trichoderma reesei QM6a
Lineage: Eukaryota; Fungi; Ascomycota; Sordariomycetes; Hypocreales; Hypocreaceae
Exons: 2
Coding region: 1-291 (96 amino acids)
Source: RefSeq, a predicted model, not a curated record